ACUCAACACCUCCAAGUUGGAAAGGCCCUUGCAUCGAAGGUGCCACCAUUGGUGUUGUGCUGCUGUCUCUCACCAAAGAGCACAUGGAUGGACAGAAGGCUGCUGUUAAAGAUCUCAGCCUCACUUUCCACAGAGGUCAGAUAACAGCACUCUUGGGACCUAAUGGAGCUGGCAAGACAACAGUUAUAUCACUGCUGACUGGUCUGUACCCACCAAGCUCUGGUACCAUUAUUAUUAAUGGAAAGGACAUACGUACUGAUCUGGCUGCCAUCAGGACAGAGCUGGGUGUUUGCCCACAGUAUGAUGUCCUGUUCAACGUACUAACAGUGCGAGAACAUCUCCUGCUUUACGGAUCAGUGAAGGCACCUGGCUGGACAAAGGACCAGUUGAAUCAGCACGUCAGUGGAGCUCUGGAAGAUGUGGAUUUAUCCCAACAUCAGUACAAACCCGUUGGAGCCCUUUCUGGGGGAAUGAAAAGGAGGCUGUCAAUUGCCAUCUCCUUUAUUGGAAACUCAAAGACAGUUGUUCUAGAUGAGCCCACCAGUGGAGUAGAUCCGUGUUCUCGCCGUAGCAUCUGGGAUGUUCUUCUGAAGUACAAAGCUGGUUGCACACUGAUCUUUACCACUCACCACCUUGAUGAGGCAGAGGUGCUCAGCGAUCAGAUUGCCAUCCUGCAGCAUGGCCAGCUGAGGUGUUGUGGUUCUCCUUCUUACCUAAGAGAAACAUAUGGCCAGGGACACAUUCUAACACUCAUAAAAAAGCCCUCUGUGUUUGAAAUCCAGGAUCCUAAGCAUAUUGUUCGGGUCACAUCUUUGGUACAGAGCCACAUCCCAGAAGCCUUCUUGAAAGAGAACAGUGGGACUGAGCUGACCUAUGUGAUUCCAGAAAAGGUAGACAAGACGUCUUUUAAAGGUCUUUUCCAGGCUUUAGAUCAAAGCCUUCAACAUCUACAUGUGACUGGCUAUGGCAUUUCUGACACCACAUUGGAAGAGGUAUUUCUGAAGCUAUUGCAGGACACGGAGAAGAUGCCUUGUGUUUCACGAGCAGCACACUUGGACCAUACAAAUGGUGCUAAAUCAGCCUAUAUCUCACUUACGGAGACCUCAAGUGUGUCUGGAGCCCAUCUUGUUCUUUCACAGAUUGUUGCAUUUCUGAUGAAGAGGUUUCACCACACUAGACGAGACUGGAGAGGAAGUCUGUCAAAUGUGCUGGUGCCUGUCCUCUUUGUUGCACUGGCAAUGGCCUUGUUCAGUGUGAAGCCGCUGGCUAUUGAUUAUCCUUCUCUCAAGCUGACACCAAGACUUUAUGACAAUGCAGAAUCUUUCUUUAGAAAAAAUAAUUCAUGUUGGCAGCUUGAAUCUAUGUCACCUCAGGAUUCAUGUGGAUGUGUGAUGUGUCCAAGUUUCAAUAUGUCUGCUCCCUAUGUGAAGAAUAAGAAAGGACAUAUUUUGUAUAAUCUUUCAGGGUUCCUUGUGGAAGAAUAUUUAGUGAGGCCAUCCAACAAAGCAAGAUAUGGUGGUUGGUCUUUUGGAGGGGGGAAAGCAUUUGAACUUCAAAAUAAAAAAAUUAAUAACACCAAAUCUAAGCCUCUGGCUAAGGUGUGGUACAACCAAAAGGGUUUCCAUUCGCUGCCAUCCUACUUAAAUGAACUCAAUAACUUAAUUUUGUGGCUGAAUUUGCCUCCUAAUGUGGAUUGGAGACAGUAUGGGAUCACACUCUACAGCCAACCAUAUGGAGGAGUCUUGCUGGAUGAGGACAAAAUAAUGGAGAAUGUUCGUCAGUGUGGGGUGGCACUGUGUAUCAUGCUGGGUUUCUCUGUCCUUACUGCAUCCAUUGGAAGUGCCAUAGUAAACGAGAGAGUAUCUGGGACAAAACGCUUGCAGCACAUCACAGGCCUGGGUUACAAAACAUAUUGGUUUGCUAACUUCUGCUGUGAUAUGGUGUUUUACAUGGUUCCAGUCACCCUGUGUGUUGGUGUUAUUAGUGCCUUCCAACUAUCAGCCUUCACUUUCCGAAAGAACUUGGCAGCCACUGUUCUCCUGCUGAUACUCUUUGGAUAUGCAACUUUGCCAUGGAUGUAUCUUGUAUCCAGAUUCUUCUCAAGUUCAGAUGUAGCUUUUAUUUCUUACAUUUCCUUAAAUUUUGUAUUUGGUCUGUGUACCAUGCUGCUGACUCUCUUACCUCGUUUGUUAGCUAUAAUUUCCAAAGUGCAGAGUUUUCAGAACAUCUACAAUAUCCUCAAAUGGGCAUUCAUCAUAUUCCCACAGUUCUGCUUAGGCCAGGGUUUAAUAGAGCUUUCGUACAAUCAAAUCAAGUUUGACCUGACCAGCAACUUUGGAAUAGAUUCAUAUGUGAGCCCCUUUGAGAUGAAUUUCCUAGGGUGGAUUUUUGUGGAAAUUGCCCUGCAAGGAACACUACUUCUUCUUUUACGGCUUUUUCUUCAUUGGGAUCUCCUCCAGAAACCAAGGAGUCAGUGUUCAAUUAACAGCAUGGUCAGCCCUUCAGAAGAUUUUGAUGUAGAAAUGGAGCGACAGCGACUCUUUGGUGGAAGAACUGGUAAUGAUGUCCUUCUCCUGUACAACCUCAGGAAGUGUUAUGGAGGUUUCAGUAAGAAAAACACAGCUGUGGAAAGCAUAAGCUUAGGAAUACCAAGGGGAGAGUGUUUUGGACUCCUGGGAACAAAUGGAGCUGGGAAAAGCACAACAUUUAAGAUGCUGACUGGAGAUAUCACCCCAUCUGCAGGACGUGCUGUUAUCAGGACUCCUACAGGAUCUGAAAUGGAUAUACUCUCUGCUAGCUCCGAAGGCAUUCUCAUUGGCUAUUGCCCACAGCAAGAUGCCCUGGAUGAACUUUUAACAGGUUGGGAGCAUCUUUAUUAUUACUGCACACUGCGUGGAAUCCCAAAAGAGGAUAUCCAUAAG
Molecule: messenger RNA, 2921 nt
Organism: Mesitornis unicolor (brown roatelo)
Lineage: Eukaryota; Metazoa; Chordata; Aves; Mesitornithiformes; Mesitornithidae
Product: ATP-binding cassette sub-family A member 13-like
Exons: 19
Biological process (GO): lipid transport; transmembrane transport
Cellular component (GO): intracellular membrane-bounded organelle; membrane
Molecular function (GO): lipid carrier activity; ATP hydrolysis activity; ATP binding
Source: RefSeq, a predicted model, not a curated record